Molecule: messenger RNA, 3901 nt
Organism: Coturnix japonica (Japanese quail)
Lineage: Eukaryota; Metazoa; Chordata; Aves; Galliformes; Phasianidae
Gene: C7H21orf58
Product: chromosome 7 C21orf58 homolog
Source: RefSeq, a predicted model, not a curated record
GGCAAUAAAAUAAAUCAAUCGUGUCCUUAAUAUUCUUUCAUUUAUAUUGCUAAUUGGCUCUAUCUCAACAUUUAAUCAAUAAAUUAAACAAUGCCCGUUCUUCAAAGUCUUUCUCAGACCUUGUAUUUUGUAAAUCUACCAUUCCUUCCAUUUUUUCCCCUGGACUUCCUUUCCCUCUUAUGCUGCCAUGUCUAAAAUUAGACACAGUGACUUCAAACUAUGACUUCAGCACUGCUAAAUAGAGCAGAAUAAUUACCUCCUGUGAGGUGCACAUAAUACCCCUGUUAAUAUUUUUCAGAAUCAAAUUUUUCUGGCUUUGCUUUUUUUGGAUUUUCAUGUUCAUUUAUGAUCCCUGGUUCGUGAUGCACAGUAACUACAGAAGCACCUUUUGUACAAGACCCUUGUGACUGGCAUGCUGCUGGCAAGUUGGAAGAUGUCCCUGUAGUAGGGAUCCCACUAUGAUCAGAGCAUCCAUAGGUUCUGGAAAGCAUUUUUUAGCUAAUAUUAGAUUUUCUCUGGGACCUUGUCACAUCAAGCAAAGGUUUCUCUUUCUGUCCUCUAACAGUCAUCCCAGUUACUUAACACUCCUAAUAUAUUUUUAAUUAAAUACUUCAGUGGGGCUGUUUUUGUCAACCUUUCUUGUAACCCUCUAUUCCUAUUACGAUGAAGAGUUUAGAAACUUAACUUCUAGGGGAUACUUUAAGAAACAACUAAUGGUAAAACAUCAGCUCAGGAUUCUUCCGUGGUUAGAGAACUGGUGUAAAGCCCCAGCUGGUCAGGAAGCAACAGUUACUGUAGCAUCAGCGAUGACUAAUAGCAGGCUUGUUGCUACUGUGGUUGUCUGGGGACACCAACACAGAUCUUACUUCGCUACAUCACCACCUGAAUACUGCAGGCAACUCUGGUCACCGGGUCACAGAAGAAAUGACGAGAUAGGAAAGUACAAAGAGAACUUGCUAGGAAAAACAUGAGGCAUACAAGCAGCCAGACAACCUAAAUCUGAUUGAAGACGCAGCACCUUCUGUGAGUGGCUGACAAUGAAGUUCAAGAGAUGGAUGUAAGAAUCAUCCUUGUAGGCACUACUGUUACACCCUCUCAUCCUCCUUCUCUUGACUCGUGAAAUCAAUGAACAAGGAAAAUCUGCUAUUUGAGGAAGAAGUGAAUGGAUUCUCUAGCUUAGAGAAGUAACAUCUGAACAGGCAUGUGAGGGCAAGCCACAAACUGUGUGCAUAAAGUGCAUGGAGUGCUGUAAUAAACUAUAUUGUAUAACAAAAUGUUUUGGAAAUCUGGAUUCAAAACAAUCUAAAUGCAAACCUUUUCAUUGUUUCUUUAUUUGCCUAGGUAAACCUGCACAACAAGGCCCAUGCUAAAGUUAAGUUACUUAGGCAGCUCCUUAUCAAAGGUUGUUACAGAUGCCAAGAGGAUAAAGGGAUCAAAAACAUGAAUUAAAGUACCAAAAACAUCCAUAGGGUUUUUUUCUAUAAGCCACAGACUGCUGGCAGGUGAUGAAGUUUUCUGUUCUGCCUCACUGCUCAUAGCUGCACAAGUGAGCCAAAGUAAGCUGAGCCCCAGGUCUGGCAGGGUGCAGCUAUUUUUGGGACCCCCAUGUCGCAGUUGCUAUAAGCUCUCCAGUGUCUAUCAGCCUGUGUAUUUUUAAGGACAGAUUGCACACACAUGCUGUGUGGGUCACAGCUGGAGGGGGUGAUCUCUGCUGCUCCCACGUAGAAGGCAGAACUGUCUGUCUGCCCCCUCAGCUGCCUGCAGGGGUUCAGCUGUGGCUUUGCCAUGGCCUUUGGAUAAGGAAGGGGUUGUAACUUUGCUUUCCUAGAAGCAGAGCAGAGUGUCUGUAAUUUGGUUUCUUUCUCAUGCCUUAGCAUUGGUUUUAUUGCUGUCCGUGAUAAAUGUUGCUUUGCUUUUCAUGCUGGAAGGAGAAGGACAGCAGAGGUUGAUCAGGAGAUGGUAAUCAGAAGGACGUCAGAACACAACCUCUUUGCUGUUUUACUCAUCCUAUGAUCAGUUCCAGCUACUCUCCUUAACUCUCUUUUUAAAAUUUCAAAUUACUAUCUGAUCAUGAUAAUCCAUAUGAAGGACCCAUCAAAAGUGGAUGGACACUUCAUAGUCCUAUAGGUAUUAUUAACAUGUAUCAAUCAGUCAGAUCAUAAUCUGACCUUUGGCAUUGGGUUUAUGUUAAAUAUGUAUGUACACAAAGGUUUUGUCAUUUUUCCCCCCCAUCUCCUCAUGUGCUGGGCAUUUGUUUCACAGAGGGUAAGCAAGCACCUGCACCUGGAGAUUAAAUUGUUUAUGCUGUGGAUUGGCAUUACAAUCUUAGCAACCAAAGUACAGGAACUAAUCUGAAAGGUAUGUAGAAGACCACAAUAACAAAACAGAGGCUUAGAGACACUGCCAGAGAGAGGCUAGCAACCAUUAAGAACAGGCAAAUACUCAAACUGAUUUACUCUUACGUGGCCAACACAACCUGCAGCACAAAAAACUGAGAGAGAUGGCAAAAAGAUCUGUGUCUGUGUUAUGGUGGCUGACAUCUAUACUAAUUUUUACCUGACACUGAAAUUGAAGCAUUUAUUUUCUUCUCUCAUUUCUCCCAAUCUUGGUCGAGUUUUAUUUUUGGUGAGCUUUUUUUUGUUGUUGUUUGGUUUUUGUUUUUCUAACAAAAUUCUUCUAUUAAAAUUGUGGAGUGGAAGAAGGGAGAACUGAGAACAUAACUGCAUUUGCUUAGCUUAGCUAUUUAAUAUGCUCUUGCCUGCCUGCUCUUUCGGAAGACUACUACAAUGACAGAUCCUUCAAUGGUGGAUCGUGUGGCCCAGCUAAAAUUCAAACUCCUAGAAAAGAGACUAGAAAAUGAACAGAAGAACCUAGAGAAGAUAGAGGCACCUCUCCCUACAGCAAACAACAGAAGUGAGGAUAUGCUUCAAAGUGCUUUGAAGAGAAGGAAAAAUCUCCUGCAGGAGCUUAGGGAGCAGCACCUUCUGGAAGAGCUGUCCCAGCCUUCUGCACCAGCCAGGGCACAGUAUAGGAACUACAGUGCUGGUCCCCCACACAUCUACCAAAUACCUUUUCCAGCACCUCAAGCUGAAACACCAAGGAUUAUCCAGCAGGCGAUGCCUCCUCAGCCUGCCACUAUCAUCCAGCAGCUCCCACAGCCUCCCCCACUGAUUGCACAGAUCCCCACUGUCCAGCCUUUUGCACAUCCUCGCUCUGGAAGCAUUAAAGAAGAUAUGGUGGAGAUGAUGCUGAUGCAGAAUGCACAGAUGCAUCAAAUCAUCAUGCAGAACAUGAUGCUGAAGUCUCUCCCACCAGUGGCAUUUGCACAGCCUGCCAGACCCGGCUGUCCUCCGCUUCAGCAUACACAGCAGGACCUGCAGAUCUCUGCUCCUGUGGCUGUGAAAGCAGAUCGUCCCUGGCAGUCUACAGUGCAUCACCACCACCACUACUCUCCCCCAGGGCUGCCCCUCCAUGCCGUGCCUGCUGGGCUCCUGAUGCCAGGUGAGGGACUGCCAUCUGCAUCCUCAUCCCAGCGUUGGACCAGUAGCGUGCUCCCAGCUAUGCAGAUGUGGCCCACAUACUGACAGCAUAUGUUCUUCUGAAGGUGGACAAUUGCAUCGCUGAGUUCAACCUGUAUUUGAGCUGUUCCUAAAUAAUCUAACUGACAGUCUGUGCAUCUGCAAAUUAGCCGUACAAUAAAUAUGAAUGCAGAAAGACUAGAGAUCCACAGAACAAAUGUACCACAUGCCAAUGCAGUUGUUUCCUCUCAUCUUCCAAGCCCACAGCAACAGCAGCACCACUCUUUUGCCCUCUUUCCAAAGAACCAGUACAUCUUGUCCCAAAGAGCCUCACAGCAACUCCAGGGCAUGAAAUAAACAUAACACUAGUACUGUCUAAAUUA